CCGUUUCAUAGAAUCGGCUGGCCGUCGCACGGUCUCUGGUGACGAACAGGCCACGCGUGACUGCUCUUAAUUACUUUCGCUACUCUCUCUUUUUUAUUAGUUUUGUUUCUCUCUGUGGUUUAUCGCACUGAUGGUUGUGGAGAAGAUGAGUGCGGUAGAACCUGACAUGGAAGAUCUGUUCCAGGAUAAGAAGCGUUACAGGAACCCUCUCGUUCCUCUCGGCGCACUUAUGACUGCGGGAGUGCUUACGGCUGGGCUGAUUAGUUUCAGAAGAGGCAAUUCUCAGAUGGGUCAGGUUUUGAUGAGAGCUAGGGUGGUCGUCCAGGGUGCUACCGUUGCUUUAAUGGUUGGAACUGCCUAUUACUACGGUGAUAAUCCAUUGCUUUUGUCUGUAAUCCAUGAAACAGAAGCUCUUUCACCUAAGUCUUCAUCUGCAGCGACAAUAGCUCUUCUGAACCAGAAAGAUUCAUCUUCAAACUCUAUAAUCUCUAUUUUAUGUAUGGUCAUCUCUGUUCUUGCUCUUGUCAUCGUUUUUCUCGGUGUCCUCCACAUAAUUUUCAAAUUUCUCCGUAAGUCCUCAACUUUCUUUCCAUUUCCCCAUUUCAACCCCAGCCCAGAUCUCUCGUCUUCCUCCUCCCCUCAGCUCCAACACCUCUUCUUCCUCCACGACUCUGGUCUAGACCAGACAGCUAUUGAUGCACUUCCGGUGUUCCUUUACGGUGAUGUGACCAUGAGUCUGAAAGAGUCGUUCGAUUGCGCCGUAUGUCUCAGUGAGUUUUCUGACGCAGACAAGCUUAGGUUACUCCCUGUCUGUAGCCAUGCGUUCCAUCUUCACUGUAUCGACAUGUGGCUUCUCUCCAACUCCACUUGCCCUCUCUGCAGACGGUCACUCUCAACCGCAAACUUCGAUUCCUCAAGCUUCUGCUUCAACCACGCCGAGACUCCUGUUGCCCCCUUGUCCGAGCAUCAGCAGGUCAACGAAGGAAAAGUAACUAUUUCCAAAAGAGUCUUCUCUGUUCGUCUCGGGAGAUUCAAAAGUACGAACGGGAUUCAAAGUCAAAGCCAACGGCAUGAAGUCAGAGGUGAAAUUGGGAUGGGCGUGCCAAGGAGGUGUUACUCAAUGGGCACACAUCAUUAUCUUGAAUGCGAUGAAGAUUUUGAGGUGUCUCUGGCUUCGUCUCCACGUGAGGGAAACACCGGUAAUAACUGCUCCGUACACGAGUGUAAAUCGGUAAAACAGGACUCUGGUGGUUUGGAUAGGUUCUAACGUACUGUGUAGUACGAAAGAGAGUAUGUCUAUGUCAAUGGUUUUGGUUGGAGAAGAAGAAGAGAGUAUUAUGGUUCGGGUUUAAUAAACAAACAUGUAGGUUGCCUCAAGGAGACAAUACUUGAGUAAUUAGUUUGUUUUCC
Messenger RNA from Capsella rubella, 1410 nucleotides. RefSeq names its product RING-H2 finger protein ATL48. The transcript has 3 exons. The record is from RefSeq and is a predicted model, not a curated record. The coding region runs from base 131 to 1267 and encodes 378 amino acids. NCBI's taxonomy places the organism in Eukaryota, Viridiplantae, Streptophyta, Magnoliopsida, Brassicales, Brassicaceae.